AUGGACGCGUCAAUCUUCGAGGACGAAUCGAACGGGGGCUGCAACAAAGGGACCGACCCGACCCGACCGGACACCAACCGCGACAUCUGGGUCCAGCUCGGCCUGUCGCUGAUCCUCGGCAUCUCAGCCUUUGUCACAUUCUGCAUCUUGCGACCGCGAUGGCCGACCUUGUACGCUGCACGCAAGCGUCGACUGGAUCCCAACAUUGGCUUGCCCGCCCUGCCGAACACCUUCUUUGGAUGGAUCCCGGGGCUAUACCGCGUGACAGAGGAACAGGUCCUCGCCUCAGCUGGUCUCGAUGCCUUCGUCUUCCUUUCCUUCUUCAAAAUGGCGAUCCGGACGCUCUCGAUAUUGGCCUUUUUCGCCUACGCCGUCUUACUUCCCAUCAACCUUCGAUUCGUACAUCAUAAGAAAGACCCUGCGAAAAAGGGAGACAUCAGUUAUCUCUGGUCAUAUCUGGUGUUCAUCUACUUCUUUUCGGGCGUCACACUCUACGUCCUGAACAAAGCGACUUUUAGGGUCAUCCAUAUUCGUCAAGAGUACCUGGGAACUCAGUCUACCAUCACCGACAGGACAUUCCGCCUCACGGGUAUUCCUCAGAAUCUCCGCUCCGAGUACAAGAUCAAGCAGCUCAUUGAGAAACUUGGGAUUGGACAAGUGGAAAACGUCAGCCUGUGCCGUGACUGGAGGGAGCUUGAUUCCUUGGUCGCGCAACGGGCGCAGGUGCUGGCCAAGUUGGAAGAGACUUGGAGCGUCUAUCUUGGGAAGCAGACUGGUCUGCCCAAAUCCGUGCAGCGCUUGCGUGAUCCAGAGGCAGAACCGUCCGUGUUGGAGCCCAGGGAAGACGAAGCUGAUGAGGAGGCUGGGGAAAACGGCCGGUUACUGGGACACAACCACAUAAACCCCGAGUUUGUCGAGAGAUCACGUCCCAGAGUGAGGCUCUGGUACGGGGUUUUGAAGCUCCAAAACCGUAAGACUGACGCCAUCGAUUACUACGAGGAGAAGCUACGCCGACUCGACGACCAAAUCCGCGAGGCCAGAGACAAGGACUUUUUGCCGAUGGACCUAGCUUUCGUUACGAUGGAUUCGAUUGCCGCCUGCCAAAUGGCGAUCCAAGCCCGCAUCGACCCCAGGCCUGGACAGCUCCUGACCAAGCCCGCGCCAUCGCCGUCGGAUGUGAUGUGGCAAAACACAUACGCGCCGCGUGGGGUACGUCGCCUCCGAUCUUGGGCCGUGACCGUUUUCGUCGCGAUCCUGUCGGUUGUUUGGUUGACAGUUGUGGCCGCUAUUGCGACUCUUUUGAGCGUUUGCAACUUCAAGAAAUGGUUAUCGUCUUCGCCGUUCUCGUCAUCUCCCAUCGACUUUCUGAACGAAUGGCCAACGCUGCUUGCGUUGGUCGAGACGGGCUUGCCGACACUGCUCGUUUCGCUGCUCAACGUGGCCGUGCCAUAUCUGUACGAGUACCUGUCGUACGAGCAAGGCAUGAUAUCCAAGGGCGACGUCGAGCUCUCGAUCGUGUCCAAAAACUUCUUCUUCACGUUCUUCAACAUCUUUGUCGUGCUUGCCACUUCGGAUGUAUCCUUCAGCGUUGCCGAACUGCUCAAGGGCGUGUGGGAGAGCCCUCAGGCGUUGACAAACCGAAUCGCCACGCAGAUCAGUAAACUGGCCACAUUCUAUACCAACUUCAUACUGCUUCAGGGCGUCGGCUUGUUUCCAUUUAGACUCUUGCAGGUCGGCAGCGUGGUUCUCUACCCCAUCUAUCUAAUGGGAGCCAAGACGCCCCGAGACUUUGCGGAUAUGGCGCGGCCAACCGUCUUCAGCUACGGCUUCUAUCUUCCGACGGCCAUGCUCAUAUUUAUGCUUUGUCUCGUUUAUAGCAUUGUGGAGUAUGGCUACCAGAUUCUGACCGUCGGGCUCAUCUACUUCAUCCUCGGGUAUUUCACAUACAAGUACCAGCUGCUGUACGCCAUGGAUCAGCCCCAACACGCGACGGGCGGCGCAUGGCGGAUCAUCAGCUACCGCGCCAUCAUGGGCCUAUUCGUUGCACAGGUUGUCUUGUCCAGCGUCAUGGCGCUGUCAUCGGGCUUCGUACAGGCGGCUGCGGUACUGCCUCUGAUGGUCUUCACGAUCUGGUACAGUUUCUAUUUCCAGCGUCGGUUUGAACCGCUUACACGGUACAUCUCGCUGCGGAGCAUCCGGGCCGAGAUGGACGCGGACGAUGCUGCGGUGCUUGACGAAGAUUUCGAGGGACCCAGGCCGUCGCAGGGUCUGUUGAGACGCGGCAGCACGAUCGACGAGGACAAGGAGAAGGGUCUGACAUUCGCGAACCCUAGCUUAACUUGCCGUCUCGAGGAGCCAUGGAUUUACCAGGAACCUCCCUCGCAUCACGGUGAUGGGGAAGAUGGAGAAGAAAGCGGACGGGAUACGGAAGGGCCCAACGCGCCAGCAAACACGACGUCGGCUGCAUCGGACAGUUCAAUGAGCCUCGGCGAUACGCACAUUUGGCGGCAACAAGCGGACAGCAACGAUCGGUAG
This is a messenger RNA of Colletotrichum higginsianum IMI 349063, 2535 nucleotides long. Its product is annotated as Duf221 domain-containing protein. The record is from RefSeq and is a predicted model, not a curated record. The coding region runs from base 1 to 2535 and encodes 844 amino acids. Gene Ontology annotation, molecular function: calcium-activated cation channel activity. Gene Ontology annotation, cellular component: plasma membrane. The transcript is spliced from 3 exons. Lineage: Eukaryota; Fungi; Ascomycota; Sordariomycetes; Glomerellales; Glomerellaceae.